AUGGCGUAUCUUUCUAUUGGAUGGGGUAAGCUGCAACAACUUAGGACUCCUAAUAAACAAAAGUAAUUAAAAAAUUAAGCACCUAGGCCAAAGAAAAGCAACAUUGUUUCCAAAUGUUCAUACAUGGCAUGUAUGACCCAAAGAAGGGCAGGGAAAAAAUACUGAACGGCGAUGGAAUUUUAACUCGUGCUCUUCCGGGGUACUAUCACAGACCGUUUUGAUUAUUCUGGGCAGAUUGUCGAUCGUGCCACAUUACACUUACAUUUUUAAACAUACAGUUAAUUUUAUGAAGCGAAUUAGACUUUCUCAAAGUCGUUCGCUUGGUUUUCUGGUCUGGUGUGGUAGGACCCGGCACGAACGACUUUUAUCCCUUGCAGCGCGCCAAAUUUACAGGAGGAAUUUUCCUCCUGUAAUGUUAUCCAAUCAGAAGCAGCCUUAUCAAACCGCAUGUCAAUCAAACAGAUCACGCGCGCAAGAUCUUGAAACAUGAAACCUGUCUGGGUGAAAGUAAAAUUUGCUUCGAGUGUUUUUCUUCGCUGUUUGUUUAUGUAGAGGCUUUUACUAAAACUUAAAUUUUCAGCUGGUUGUACGAUGCGUUCAGUCAAGGACGCAAUCGCUUAUGGGUUGCGAAAAGCACAGUACAAAGAUGUUCGUGAACAUCAAAGGAAAGUAAUCGAGGGUUACUGCAGUGGAAAAGACGUAUUUCUUUCGGCGCCAACAGGAUCAGGAAAAAGCUUGACUUUCGAAGUUGCUCCCUAUGUUUUCGACUAUUUAGAGCACGGCGAAAGACUGGAAGUGUGUUCUGUCUGCUUAGUUGUUGUGCCACUGGUCGCCCUUAUGAAGGACGAAGUUACCUCUUUAGUUGCCCGAGGGGUAUCGGCUGCUUCAGUUGGAGCAGACUGCACGAGGGAACAAGUAAAAGAAAUUUCGGAAGGAGAAUACUCGCUGGUAUUUGGAAGCCCCGAAGCUCUCUUAAAUAGCCACCGAAGUAUUUUUCACGGCAAACUCAGGAAAAACCUUAAGGCUGUUUUUGUCGAUGAAAGUCACUGCAUUGCAAAAUGGUGAGCGAUUGAUUCGUUAUUGUUUGCGAUAUACAUUUGCAAGACUACAGAAUACAAGGUCACCUGAAAAUUUACAUAUCAUUUAAAAUAACAAAAGCAUCUAUUGUGUUACGGCUCGUUCUAAGAUGCAAAUUUGCAAAUUAUUUCCUAGACUUUCUUUUGGUCCAGAAAAGUUAGCCCUAACUUGAAAAAUUUUCUUUGUCAGCGUUUCGUUGCGUUCCGAGCAGUUUCGGCAAAUAGUUCCCAAGUCGUUGUCUCGCGGAAACACAUCUCCAAGAAGAAGCUCCAGACUUUGACACGUUUUUGUCUUCUGUUUCCCUGAAAAUAGCUUUCUUCGUAACGCUGGAUUGUCCAUCAGUUUGCCACAUUGAAGGCAAAUGUCUUCCGGCACAACAACCCGAAUAAAAGUUUUAGUUGGUGUGUUUUCCUCCUCCAUUCCAUUUAAAACCAAACCAUUGAUCGAUUUCGCUAGGUGCGAAAAGUAUUUUGACAGUUUGACAGGCAGCGCUGCAUGCAGCAUCAUGAGAAGUUCGCGCCAAAAUGACGUCACUUGAUGUGAUUCGCUGCAAGGGAAACAAGUCGAGCUUUCGCUCGCUCGCGCUAGAAGCGAAUAUGAUCAUUCAACUGCAAGGAUCAUGUUCACUUUCAUUCAUAUCUUUAUCCGCAGUUCAAAAUAUGACUUAUUUCAUAUAUUUCAAUGUAUAUUAACUAAUAAGGAAGGGUUUAUUACAAGAAUUAAUAAAUUCUCUGAUGAAUCUUUAUUUCCUUUUAACAUUGACCUUAUAUCAGGCAUUCCAGCUGCUAUUGUCGCCAUAACAGCGGCAGCAAGACCACAGACGUAUGACAUGAAUCAGAUCAUCUUCGAGGACUUCAUGUGUGGAUCACAGAAGUUUACCUCAACUGUCAAUAGAACAAGGCAAGGCCGGUUAUUUUUCCCUAUUGACGAUAUUAAUAUAUGGGGAUAAAACGUUUAUCUCCGCUUGGAUUAGCACUCUUGAAAGAAAAAUAUGUUAAGUUGAACUUAAAAUUGAUCAACGCAUACAAAAAAUCCCUAAAGACACUGUCAGCAGUAGCUUUCAUUAUAGAUUUAGUACAUUUGCCAUAGAUUUACUAACUUAUUCUUUCCAAAUAUUUCUCCUUUUCUGAUUGGCUAAAAUCUCCCGGCUUCUGUUCGUCAUACCCAGCUUUGGAAGACAUGUUUUUCUUGAUCGACGUAAAGUUGCCGUCUUCAUUUGUCUGUUCCUCGGCAUGAAAAUUUAUGAUGUAAAGGGAUGUUUAGUCUGGCACAUAGUAGUUUUCAUCUGUCGAGUUGUAUUUUUGCUAUUCUUGCCAUGUUUUUAGGCUGGGGGUUUGGCUAUUUCUUCUUCACAAAGCGCGAAAUUUUUCAAAAUCAACUGAGCUGACACAACCUCGUCUACAGGGCUUCCCAGUUGCCGUCCCUUUUUCUGGUGAUAGCCUGUACUAUUGACGUCAUUUUACCGGGUAUCGCAAACGUCUUCCAAAUUUGGUCAGCACUAUGCGUUGGAAUAUGAAGAACUAGCGGGGGAUCAGUCAGCCAAUCAGAACGGAUAAAUGUUUUGAAUGAAUAAUAAUAAUUGUCAUUAUAUCAUAACUUUUUUAGUUGUUGGUUGAACGGAAGCAAGUGGCUUUACACAGGACCUGUUAUGGGUAUACUUCUGGUAUGAACAGUUUUUUGCUUUUAAAAUAGUUAUGUGCGCGAGGUAAGAAUGUUUUAAAGUAUUUCUAUUCUGGACGUUAUCUACUCCGUUUUUAAACCCAGCAAAGAUAUCCUCUUUGUGUUUCUUGUCUUUUAAAGGUUAACACAGUUAUCUUUGUUAUGUUGCUCAAAGUCGUGUCUGGCAAACUAGACUCGAGACACCACAGAGAUGCAAUAACAAGAACAAGGUUAGUAUUCAAUGACUUUGUUUGAGAACUGCUGUAGUGACAUUUUUAAAAGAGUAUAAACGGACCAGGGGCCCGUUUCUCGAAAGUUCCGGUAACUUUUCGGGCCCGAAAUCAAACAUUCAAAUCGAAAUGUAAAGAAUAAGAGCGCCGGUCCUGGCUAGCAAACUACUCCAUUUUGUUUCAUUAACUGAUAGUUAUAUCAUGUUAGAUGCAAAACUAUUGAAACGUCAAUCUUUAAUGUAAACGGAGACAGCUUACCGGGCCCGUUAAUUUUCGGGACUUUCGAGAAACGGGCCCCUGUACCUUAAAUACUAUGUCCUCCAUUGUUAAUUAGUUUUACCAAUUACUUUUUAUGAAACUCUUAGUAAUAUCCUUACGGUCUAUGAAACGUUAAACAAAAACAUAAGUGGGAUUUACCUUAUAAAUUCUAGUUGGUGAAAAUGAGAAAUUUUGUCUAAUCACAGAAAAGGACUUAAGAGUGUAGCGGCUUUGCUUCCUUUAUUGGGUAUCACGUGGAUAUUUGGGCUACUUGUUAACAUUGAUGAGGCACUGGACUAUAUCUUCAUUCUCUUGACUUCAANAUGUUUUAAAGUAUUUCUAUUCUGGACGUUAUCUACUCCGUUUUUAAACCCAGCAAAGAUAUCCUCUUUGUGUUUCUUGUCUUUUAAAGGUUAACACAGUUAUCUUUGUUAUGUUGCUCAAAGUCGUGUCUGGCAAACUAGACUCGAGACACCACAGAGAUGCAAUAACAAGAACAAGGUUAGUAUUCAAUGACUUUGUUUGAGAACUGCUGUAGUGACAUUUUUAAAAGAGUAUAAACCGACCAGGGGCCCGUUUCUCGAAAGUUCCGGUAACUUUUCGGGCCCGAAAUCAAACAUUCAAAUCGAAAUGUAAAGAAUAAGAGCGCCGGUCCUGGCUAGCAAACUACUCCAUUUUGUUUCAUUAACUGAUAGUUAUAUCAUGUUAGAUGCAAAACUAUUGAAACGUCAAUCUUUAAUGUAAACGGAGACAGCUUACCGGGCCCGUUAAUUAUCGAGACUUUCGAGAAACGGGCCCCUGUACCUUAAAUACUAUGUCCUCCAUUGUUAAUUAGUUUUACCAAUUACUUUUUAUGAAACUCUUAGUAAUAUCCUUACGGUCUAUGAAACGUUAAACAAAAACAUAAGUAGGAUUUACCUUAUAAAUUCUAGUUGGUGAAAAUGAGAAAUUUUGUCUAAUCACAGAAAAGGACUUAAGAGUGUAGCGGCUUUGCUUCCUUUAUUGGGUAUCACGUGGAUAUUUGGGCUACUUGUUAACAUUGAUGAGGCACUGGACUAUAUCUUCAUUCUCUUGACUUCAACUCAGGUUUGCUUUACUUCUUAUUGUGCUUUACUUUAGAGGUUUGAUUUACUUGUUACAUGCCUCGUAUAGAAAAUUUUAUAAAAAAAGAAAAGAUAAGCAAACUCUCACGAACUGCCAAAUUUAGUCUAAAACAGGAGUUCAUAGGCUCCUGGUCCACAAGGCCAUUUUAGUACAAAUUAAAAGGAGGUUAGUAAAAUAGGAGAACUCGGUAUUUUAACUCAUCAGCUUCACUUAUAAGGGUCCAAAACGGAAUAUAAAAGGACCGUGUUCAGCUUACUAUUAAGUGAACUGCCCUCUCAAGUAAAUAAGCCAGUUUAUAGUCGAUGUGACUGAAUUUUUAUACUGAGGUUCGGAAAUCGCUUGUUUUUCAAGGAUGAUGUAACUUUAAAAGUUUCUUAGAGUAUAUAAAAACUACAUGAAGCUUUUUAUUAUAUUAUUUCUAUGGCACAGGGCAUCGUGUUUUGCAUCUUUCACUGCAUUUUGGAUGCCCAGGUGAGAAGUUCAAAUCGAAAGAUUAUUAUCUGAUGGUCAUAAUAACUAUGACUCAUUCAAAAUAUUUCUAUGUUUAUGAUUUGCUUAAAUCACCCAGUUAAUUCUUUAUAACCAGCUACCUUUGACCAAAUUUUCGAAGAUGCUUGCCGAUAUCAAUACAAUUGACGUCAAUUGUACUGAUAUCGACAGAGGGAAAGGGACAGUAGAUGGCGUGGUAAAGUAGUUCAGCCGUUUAGGGAAAGCUGGAGAAUAUUGCGGGGGAUUUUACGCGUUACACAAAGAGGUGACCAAACUACUCCCUAAACCCAACAUAGCAGGAAUAUUUAACGAAAAUACCACUCAACGAAUGACACCUGCAGCUAUUGCCCUUUAUGCCGGGAGAAACAAGGAACGUGCAAACGGCUAGGUAAACGGGAACAUAAUAUACAUCGAGGCAGCCCUUAUGUUUUGUUGAAGAUGGAAAUAUUUUGUACAAUUAUUGGAAAUAUAUUCUGCUUUCGUAUGACAUGAUUGCACAGAUCUAGGAGGGUGUUAUUCCCCUAUGCCUUCGGCUUUAACAGAUAACACACUACUCCUCUAUCUGCAUAAUUCUUUCUAUAAUACUGUACUCAUUCUUAUUCAAUAAUUGCUUAUACUAUCAGUAUGAAUGUUUGUAAAUAAGGACAAGUCGACGAAUUAUAUAUUAAGCGCGAGCUUGGCUUUACAAUGUUAAUUUUGGCAUCAAUUUUUGUAUUUCAGGUUAGGAAUGCAAUAAAGCUGAAGACAAGGAAGAAUGUAUUUAUCAACAAGGUAUGUCAGAAUUCAAACAAAAACGGACUGUGGACUCUAUUUCACAUCUGGUAUAGCAUUAGGUUUAUUAUAGAUCAAAAGUGGAUGAUGUAUCAUCUCUUGGUUUAACUUGUAAGUCUAGUCUCAGCUGACACAGCGAAAAAUAAUACAAGAUAAUACAAGAAUUUAUAUAGCGCCAUUUCCGUGAGCUCAAUGGCGCUGCUACGCGUUCGUAAGAGCUGUCUUUAUACUGCGGAUGUUCUGUCGUAAAUUUGAAAUACUUGUGGUAAUUUGUAAAAUAUAGAUUUAGCCAAGGCUAACAGCGAAGCUCUCGAUAAUAUUUAUAGUUUACUCAAACAAAAUAUAAAAUCGUGUAAUGCUAAGCGGUGAAGGCAACGCCGGAGAACGGUGAAAAACAAUAGGACCAUUUAUACGAGGAAAAAUAAGAAGCGUCUUACAUAAGACGCGAACUUUCCUCUGAGAAGCGCGGAACUAAGUAAAGAAUGACAAAGGGUUCAUGACUGGGGGAAAGUGCGAAAAUAUCCUUACUUUGUCAGACUUUUCCACACUUCCACACCUCUGAGAAGUGUGGAACUUAGUAAAGAAUGACAAGGGGUUCAUGACUUGGGGAAAAGUGCGACAAUAUCCUUACUUUGUAAGACUUUUCCACACUUCCACACCUCUGAGAAGUGUGGAACUUAGUAAAGAAUGACAAGGGGUUCAUGACUUGGGGAAAAGUGCGACAAUAUCCUUACUUUGUAAGACUUUUCCACACUUCCACACCUCUGAGAAGUGUAGAACUAAGUAAAGAAUGACAAAGGGUUCAUGACUGGGGGAAAAGUGCGACAAUAUCCUUACUUUGUAAGACUUUUCCACACUUCCACACCUCUGAUAAGUGUGGAACUAAGGAUGAAAAAGGAAAGUAGGGAUCUUGUGGCCAGCACUGGACAUUUGUGUCACUUUGUUACGGCCGCUACAAAAUUUUCAUGUUGUUAUUUCAACAAAGAAAUGUCUCCUUUGUUUUUUAUCUCUCGCUCCAUAUCUCUGUCGCAAUUUUUCUCGUUGAGCUUCGCUGGCCUGCCGCCCACUUUCUCUUUUUCGCAGUCUUUCUCUUGCUCUACAUUCCAAAUUUGUGGACAUGACAAUUAAUCUAAGCUUAAUAUUUUAAAAAACACAGAUACAGAGACAAUUUCCGCUUUCUGUUUUCGUAUUCAUUGUUGUCUCUGCUGCACAAGACGAGAGUAGCUAUGCGACUUCCCGUCAAAAUAACCUUGAGUUGUGUUUGGGUUGCCACACCUGUUGAUUGAGUUGUCUUACAUUGGUAUGCCUGUGGUGCCGACGGACAGUCGAGCGGGCGGGCGGUCGGUGUACGGUCACGCGAUUACCAAAUUUUCGCGGAUGGGUAGUUUACCACAUUUUCUUACCCAUGGUGCUCUGCUGGGCGCGCUUCGCGCGCGAGAGCUCCACUAAUAAUUUUACCCUUUGGCGUUUUACUGUUUAUUCUCACUGCUGACCCAGUUAGCUUCGCGAGAUUUUUGCGAAAACGUAUUUCUAGUUUUGUCUUAAUUUGGAAUACGUUCGCAAUUUGUAAAAACUUCGUCGUAAUUUGUAAUAAAAAAAGCUGUCGUAAUUUGUAACAACACUUUGUCGUAAUUUGUAAUAAGCAAAGCUGACGUAAUUUGUAAUAGCUUUCUCGUAAUUUAUACUAAUAAGCAUUGUUUAAACUUUUCAAUCACGGCUUGUUCUUCGAGCGGUUUUUGAUCAUCAAGGGGGCAGUACAAGGUUGAUUUGAACUCUUUUGCAAAAAAACGGUUAACUUUUUGACAUAAAAAUUUUAAUAUGAAAAACGAGAAAGGGUGAUCUGAGCGAGCUAUAUCAGACUCCUGUUGAUUUUAGUGCAAGUUUACAACAGUGAGCAGUAAUUAGGACAACCUUUUAAAUUCUAGUAUGCCAUACUAUGGUGAUGAUAUUAGUUAAGUUAGUGAGUUAAUGACAGUUAUGGUCAUAAUAACAAUAAUGAUGAUAAUUUUUAAUAAGAGUAAUUAAAUAAAUCCCCAAUUUGUCUUUUAUGCUGUUGGAUGGAAGGGUGGAAAAAUUUUGGCCCAACUGCGCUCCUCUGUCGGUGUUUGCUUCUUAUAACUUACAUAUUCCUUCAUGUAAACAUUCAAACCGGGGGGGGAGGGUGUUGAAGACGGUGUUAUUGCCAAAUCCCUACUGCAAAAGACUGAUAAGACACCGAACCCAAGAGAGGAUAAAGGGGACAGAGAAGGCAUCCCCCAUACACACCCUAUUCCAUAGGUAAUUCGUUUCGAGUUAUUUUUAAGACCCUAGAUCCCAAGGGGGAUUAGCCAACAGCCAACCACGUAGCGCGAAUGUGUUCCGCGUGGAUGACCCACGCUCAGAGCCACGCGUCCGUCACGAAUUGACGCAGAAAAAAAUGGUGGAAGACGCGGAGAGCGAUAUUGCUAUUUGUUUUGUCGACGAAAACGGCUAAAGAGAGAUUUCUGCUAAAGCUGUGUCAGCGAAACGGAAAUUAAAAAGAAUCGCCCUUCCUCUCUUGUAUAGAGCUAACAGUACAGCAGGGAAAUCCUUAACACACUGAAUUUUCUCUCAGGAUCAUUUAUAAUUUACAGUUUGAAGAGAGCAAUUUCUGGUUUGAUAUUUAUUCUUUUAUUAUCUUUUAUUAUUCAACAAAAACAACACUUGGCGUCCCACUUGCUUUAUUAUACAUACGACCGGUUUCAAUAGACCGGCGAAAUUUCUCAUUUUAUUAAAGCACGAGGUUACGACAACUUCGAGUUAAACUGAUUUCACGGGUUGUCAAAGAGUCCAGGGAUUCCCUUUUUCCAGGUGAGCGCCGACUCAUUUCGCUUCAAUAUUCAGAAAUGCUCUCGAUCUCUUUACGCUUUCAUUGCCUGUCGCCCGACAUGUUUUGCAGGCGUUUCGUCAUGCGAAACUCCACGAAACAUCCACGCAGCGCGCGAGGUAACUUGAUCUCGAUUCUAAAAAUAACUCGAGACGAAUUACCAAUGGAAUAGGGUGUGUAUGGGGGAUGCCUUCUCUAUCCCCUUUAUCCUCUCUUGACCGAACCUGAAUGCAUAUUAAGUGGAAUCAUAGAAAAACUGGGUUAAAUUUAAUUGUUUUUCAGUGGAUAAAGAAAAAAAAAAUGAGAUACUGACUUAAACUACUAAAACUAGGACUUAUUUUGAAAGUGAUCAAAAUUUAUCGAAAUAAAAUACUGAAACAACAGUGAUAAUUCUAGCCUGUUCCAGGCUCUCAGAGAGUGGGGAAGACGCGAAAGUAAAAGGCACGCGAAAAAUUGCAAAAAGGCCAAUGAAGAUUUACCACAACUAAACAAAUUCCAAUUAAUUAACUUCAGUAGGGCAUGACAGAUUUGUUAAGGAAAACAAGUCAAUUUUCUGCGACUCAACAUUGUUUUACGUUAAAUGUGCUACUUUUUUCCAAAAAAAAUGUGAACAACGGUAAACCACAUGACCAUAUCCACUCUUCUUCAACUUCAGCCAGGCAUUGGAGCAUUUUUUGCUCAAAAUUAUUCUACGUACUUCUAACACAGCACUACCCUGAGGCGUGGACCCUGCCGGCGCCUAUUGUAAAUAAUAAACCAUGGCCAGGUAAAAAUGAAUCAUAAAUUUGGAAUUAUUUUUACCAGUCACAUCGUUUGAUUAAAGUUUAUUACAAAUCACCACAAAGUUAUUACAAAUUAGGACAGCUUUGCUUAUUACAAAUUACGAGGAAUUGUUGUUACAAAUUUAGUUUACGACAACUUUUUUAUCACAAAUUACGACAGCUAUUACAAAUAACGACACAACAGCGGAGAUGUUUUACGGCAAGGUUUGAUUGUCUGAAGAACAACGUGAACUGCUAUAAUGUCACAAUGUGCCUAGUAGGUUAAAAUUAUAGUUUGCUGAAUAUUUGUUGGUUGAAAUCCAUAUCAUCAGUUUUUUUUUUUGUUGCAGGCCAUUAUCCCGGCAGCGAAAGAAAGAAAGAAAUACACAGUGACAAGAGUUGUUGGAAUACGAAGUGACGAGAUA
This is a messenger RNA of Porites evermanni, 9619 nucleotides long. The record is from the annotation of a GenBank genome assembly. NCBI's taxonomy places the organism in Eukaryota, Metazoa, Cnidaria, Anthozoa, Scleractinia, Poritidae.